UUUUGGUGAUGGAACAGUGUGUCCUGCUUGUCCAAUGGAAGAUGAUUAUCCAGUGAUAAUUUCAAUGGAUGGUAACUUUGGGCUUGUGCGGAAAAAGUCGUCUGGUGUCAGUUUUUCCGAGCCGAAGCAUGCGGGUCACUUCUUUUCUAAUCAGAGUGAGGUUGAUGAGUUUGUUCAAAAACAUAACGGAAACAUGAAGAAAGCUGGCUACGCUUGCAGCAAUUUCAAGGGUGGAAAUACUUUGAGGACAAAUAGUCCAUACGAAAAAUUGGAUGAGACAGCAGUUUUUGGCUCAGCAUGUCGUCAUGAAGUGCCCGUCAUUAUGUUUAGCCUAAAACAUGGAGAGAGAGUUCAGGUUCUGGUAGUCUUUUAGAUAGGUUGAAG
Lineus longissimus is the source of this 384-nucleotide messenger RNA. RefSeq lists its product as uncharacterized. The record is from RefSeq and is a predicted model, not a curated record. The transcript is spliced from 4 exons. NCBI's taxonomy places the organism in Eukaryota, Metazoa, Nemertea, Pilidiophora, Heteronemertea, Lineidae. The coding region runs from base 35 to 373 and encodes 112 amino acids.